AAUAGAUUGAAUAGAUAGUGAAGUCGAAAUGACAAGCUGGAUAAAGCAGGGUAUUGUCGAACCAGCUACACACUCAUCUAAAUGCAAUAAAAAUAGUCGUAAUAUAGCACCGUCGACCAGUUCUUCAACCGGUUACAAUAUGGGCAGUUUGCGCGCAGUUUUGGCACGCGUACAUCAACGCAACGAUGAAUCAGAGCUUUAUAAUACCGUACCGUACGUAUGUCGAGGCCUAUCUGUUUGGAAUUGUCACAUCGAACCGUUAACUUUCAAUUAAGGGAUUAACUCGUUAUAGCAAUUACUUGAUCCUCUCAUUGAAGUUGUUAACCUGUUAAUUUAAAUGAUCUUCGCUUAAAAGAUCUGUU
Messenger RNA from Glossina fuscipes, 362 nucleotides. RefSeq lists its product as uncharacterized. The transcript has 2 exons. Lineage: Eukaryota; Metazoa; Arthropoda; Insecta; Diptera; Glossinidae. The record is from RefSeq and is a predicted model, not a curated record. The coding region runs from base 29 to 274 and encodes 81 amino acids.